Molecule: messenger RNA, 1151 nt
Organism: Gastrolobium bilobum
Lineage: Eukaryota; Viridiplantae; Streptophyta; Magnoliopsida; Fabales; Fabaceae
Product: protein TIC 20-IV, chloroplastic
Exons: 3
Coding region: 160-972 (270 amino acids)
Source: RefSeq, a predicted model, not a curated record
GUAGAAGGAGUAAAAACCCUAUUGGCAAAGCCAAUAGCACCGACUCUGGUCUUCUGUCUCCGGAGAUUUCCAGAAAGAGGCGCAAUGAUUCUAUAUAAACCCUAAAAAUUAAAAACAUAAAUUAAAAAAUAAAAUAAAUCAGCUCUGUAAUAGAAGAAGAUGGCACCUCAAUUGGGAGUAGCAGCAGGAGCCUGUGUCCACUCUUCUCUUCUACGUUUUCCUUUCAGGAAUAGGGAUUUGAUUCCAGAAAGAUGCAACACUUCAAUCUCCAUGAAAAAAAGUCAUGCAGUCAUGGCUUUUGCAGGCAAUUCUCUGGGAAAAUCACCUACACAACUCACUGCUGUUUCAUCUCCACUAUUUACUGAUAAUCAGGCUCGCCCCUCACUCAGAGUUCCUAUGUCUCAAAGAUGCAAUUCUAAGAUCCGUGCACAAGCAUUUAUAUAUCAUUCAUCUGGCUUCCGACUGCCUGCAAAUGCUGAGAAGCCAGAAUGGUGGUGGAGGACGUUAUGCUGUAUUCCCUAUCUAGUGGCAUUGCAGAUGUCUGCAACUGGGUUUUAUUUGGAACCUUUACUUCAAAAAUUCCCCUUCUUUGAAAAUUUGAUUUUUUAUAUACCGGGAGCUGUUAACAGAUUACCAAACUGGUUCCCUAUAUUAUAUUGCUAUUUGGCUAUUGUGGGAGUGGUAAAAAAUAAGGACUUGCCCAUUCUUUUCAGAUUCCAUGUAAUGAUGGGAAUGCUUUUGGAAAUUGCUUUGCAGAUACUAUGGGUUUCAAGCAAUUUCAUGCCACUUAUACACUUCAAGGGAACGUUUGGGAUCUAUUACUGGGCUGGUGUGGCGUUGGCAUAUAUUCUCGUAGUGAUGCAGUGCAUAAAGUGUGCGCUUCUGGGUACGUUUGUGAAUAUCCCUGUUGUUAGUGAAUCAGCUUUCGUUCAUUCUCUAUUCGGUUUAGGAGGAUUCCAGCGGCCUUUUUAGGAAGUGAUCGAGAGUAUAUGUAAUUUACAUGUGGUUUUGCAGUGAAAGGAGUAAUUGUCUCUUUUGUUUGUAGUUGACUUCUUAUAAUUACCAUAUAAUGAGAUAAGGGAUAUCAUGAGUUUCUGAUUGAGAUUCCAGUUGUUUCAUUUGUUUGUUAUGGUCUUUCCCUGCCAUGCUUA